AUUCCUCCACACGUCGCGGUUGGCUGAAGGCCGCUGGCUUUUUACGUUUGUGUACGUUUGGAGCGUGUGUGCGUUCGUGUGUGCCGGUGUGUGUGAAUGUGACAGAUGAUUUAAAGUAUCUCCUAGGCAAUCCACAGGUUGCUCAUGCUGCACAGGGAAUGUUUUCGCUGUCAAGAAAGAGACUGUGAUCACAGCAAAGGCAGCAGUGACAGAAUAUUUUCGGGAUCUUGGAGCAGUUGCGUAAUUGCGUCCUUUUCUGCACAAUGACACAAGUGGCCUGUCCCGCUUCAAUAAUGGACUCUGAGAUGAUGUUCCAACCUGAGUCAGAUCAGAUGUCAGCAGUUGAACCCAAGUCUCCACCUCUGGACCUGAUUGACACAGGGAAGGGGCUGAAGGUCCAGACAGCCACACCUCAUCUGGUGAGCCUGGGCAGCGGGAGGCUCAGUGUAGCAAUCACCUUGCUGCCACUAAAAGAAGGGGUGACCCGCAUAGGCCGAGAAGAUGCUCCAAUUCCCCAAGAUAUCACUAUCCAGGGUCCUGGCAUCGAGGCAGAGCACUGUGUCAUCAUUAAUGAAGGAGGGGUGGUGACCCUGGACCCCUGUGGUCACCUGUGCAGUCUGGAUGGAGUGCAGGUCACUGUGCCCACACCACUCACACAGGGUUAUUCCUUGUGUCUGGGUAAGUCCUAUUUCUUCCGGUUCAACCAUCCUGAGGAGGCAAGCAGAAUGAAGAGCAUGCUUCCACAAAAGAGCCCUGUGUCAGCUUUAGCCUACAACACAGACUACCUAAAGUUUAGCAGUGACUAUAGCCAUGCGGUGGUGGGCGGCAGCAGCAGUUCUAGGGGCAUGCGAUCUGCCUCCGAGCUCCAGGACUUGAUGGACACCCUGCAGCGCAAGAAGAUUGCCCUGGAGAACAGCCUGAGAGCCAACGGGAAUGCAAACCCCUCCUACUUCAGCGUGACACAGUCUCCUCCCACCACACCUAUCACAAGUCCUGCUACAUCCUCAUCAGCCUAUCAGGACCAGGCAAGACGUUUCUAUGGCUCAGAUCGUGCGCCAUUGUCUUUGAAAUCUGGACGACGAUCCGACCCUUCUUCUUCAGUCAGUCGCAACAAAGACAAGUUCGGCAUUGGCGAUAGCCGGCGGCUACAAAACCUGGGCUCAACUUCUUUACUGUCCACAUGGAAUGGCGGAGGCUCCUCCGUUUCUGUUGAUGGUAGCAAUAGCUUACUCCUCUCUCUUCCUCCUCCCUCAUCCUCAUCUCGCACUCCAUCAACAGGAGGUGCAGCCAGCAUGCCAUCAAGCCCCCGUCUCGGCCGCCGUAGCAAUGGCAACCAAGAGCCAUCGCCCAAAAAUAGAACCAGGAAAUACUCAGCAGGCUCGCUAAGUGGGAUGAUGGGAGGAGGGCACAGUCGCUCGCUGCCACGCCUCUGCCCCUCCCAAUCUCCCCAUGAAAACAACAACGGAGUCCUGACCUUGUCAACGCUAGCGCCACGGCGAUCCGAUGUUGCUGGCAGUUACAAAUUUAGCAAAGACCAUUACAACAACAGCCAGAAUGCCAGCCCUGACCUCAACUAUAACCCCAGAAACCCCCCCCCCCCCCCCCCAACCAAAAAAAAACAAACAAAAAAAAAAAAAAAAAAAAAGUGUGUCACCCCCCCCCCCCCCCCCCCCCUUCCCCUUUCCCCCCCCCCCCCCCUUCUUUCUCCCGCUGCCCCACCUGAUGUGACCAUCCCAUCCAGGACGGGGGGCUCCUCUUCUCCUCGUGUGGCCAAAAAACUCAGCCUGACCUCCACUAGCUCUGUGGGCUCCAUCAGCUCCACGAGCUCCAGCCCACCAGAGUUGCAACGGCUGGCUAGCCGUGUAGUCUCCCCAGGAGAAGGCCUGUCUUUGGGAGAGAGGGAGAGGCGAGGGGUAGCUGCUGGUGCCCUGGGACUUGGACUUGGAGAGAGGAGGUCUUCAUUUGGGAAGGCAGGGCUGGAACCUGGGAUGGGGCUGGGCGAGAGGAGGCAGUCAUUUGGAAAGGCAGGAGUGGCCCCACCUGGAGGUUUCAGGGAAAGAAGGGGGAGUAUCAGCUCACUGAGUGGGAAGGAGGAAUUGACCGACUACCACCUGCACCAAAAAGAGGAAAGACUCCGUGAGCAGGAGGUGGAGAGACUGGAGCGACAGCGGCUAGAGACCAUCUUGUCUCUGUGUUCGGAGCUGGGCCGGUCUGAGAAAGAUGGCGGUGGCACAGCUACAGGUCCCACUUCAGCUGCGGUGGAUCUCCAUAAGAUCAACCAGGAGCUUCAGAAGCUUCAACUGAACGACGACGAUGAUGACGACACACCUUCGGUCUUUUCUGACUCUUCAGCUGUUAAUGGAACGACGGGGAAUGGACACAUGCUCUCCCCUGGAUCAGAGAAUGGUUACUACGAUGAUGAUCUACAGGCACGACGGAGGCGCAGCAGCGGUCACCGAGACAACAGGGCCGAAUCACCCGCUAUCAGCCUGCGAAGCUUCGCCCCCUCGCCUUCUCCACGCACACAGAGGACCAAUGAGGCUCUAGAUGAUGCAGCCCGUCGCCGCGGACAGGAAGCGAGGCCUUCAGAGCAGGAAGUGAGGCGUGCUGAAGAGGAGAGGAUCCAGGUGCUGAACAACAUGGAGGAGCUGGAGCAAAAGAUCAAAGAGCUGGACAACCAAAUGGAGGAAUCUGCCCAAGAGGUGGAGCUAGAGCGAGCUCUGGUGGAGGCUGAGCAGGAGUCAGAAGUAGCUGCUCUCCAGCAGGAAAAAGAUGCUCUGGAAGCACUUCACAACAAGAUGGCUGACCUAGAGACCAAGUCCCAGCAGGAAAAAGAAAAGGCGUGCGAGUUGCUACAGGCAGAAAAGGGCAGAGUAGAGAGGUUGGCUCAGAUUGUGUGUGAGCAGCGCUCCCAGCUGGACAGCUGCCCUGAGGCCACCAAGGAGCCCCUGCAGGAGCAGCUGGCUAGGGACUGUGAGGUGCUCGAUGCAGAGUCAAAGCGUUUUGAGGACCUGGAGUUCCAGCAACUGGAGAGAGAGAGCAGGCAGGACGAGGAGAAGGAGACCCACAUGCAACAGCUUCUCCGGGAGAUCGCAGACUACCAGCGGAGCACUGUCACUCGCAAGGAGCGACUGUUAACUCUAAAGAAGCAGGCAGCACAGAUUACCCUGCAGGCUCAGCGAGAGAAGGAGAGCUUCUUGAAGGAGAGGAGCACCCUCGAAGCAAUGCUGCAAAGGGAGAAAGAAAACCUCACCAUGCUGGAAAGGAAAUAUGCUGACCUCACUGGUGGCCGAGAUUUCACUCUACGAGAGGGCUAUGUCACAGUCAGUGAAAUCAAUGAGCUUUACUCACAACUUGGGGGAGACCCUAAGCCCGCCCCCACUCUGGCCAAUAUCUCUCCUGAGUCCGAGGCAAACCCCUCCCGCGGCGACGACACCCCCAAACCACCGGAGGACGAGCAUUUCCGUUUGCUGGAAGAGAGGAAAAGGUCUGAGAGAGAAGGUGGCUUCCAUCUAAGUGACACAUUACCCAGGAAGAAAACCACACCCAUCAUGAUCCCCCAGUUCACGUGUGCAACACUGGGGCGCAGCUUCCCUACCAAGUCCCAUCAUCCCCUGGUACAGAGCACAAGUUGUGGCAGCAUUCUCCCAAGAAUGUUCUCCUUUUCCAACAAGGAAACUGAAUCUCGACGUCUGCAUAAAGGUCAGCCCGGCUCCCGAGCAGCUUCCCAGACCAACGUCUACCUCGAUGCCUUCGGGUACCGUGACAACCAGGCCUUUGACACAAUGAGUGUGGAUAGUACCGACUCCAUUGAAACCAGCAUCUCUGCUUGCUCACCUGAUAAUGUCUCCAGUGCCAGUACCUCAAAUAUGGCCAAGCUAGAGGAGAUGGAGCGUCUGCUGAGAGAAGCCCAGGCAGAGAAGAGCCGCCUCCUCGAACACAAGGAGCAAGAGAUGGAAGUGCGAAAUCAGGCGCUGGAUGAGGAGAGAAAAAGAAGGGAGGACCUGGAGAAAAGGCUACAGGAGGAGACGAGCAGACGCCAGAAACUCAUCGACCGGGAGGUGAAACUGCGGGAGAAACAGCGGGCACAGGUAAGGAUGAAACUCGGGACUUUCCCGGGAAACACGGGAGCAGCCACACGCGAACCGUGCUUCCACUUAUCCAUCUCUGAAAAGACCUGCCGUGGCUACUUGAUUAAAAUGGGAGGCAAAAUCAAAACCUGGAAGAAACGCUGGUUCGUCUUUGACCGCAACCGACGCACGCUCUCCUACUAUUCAGACAAGCAUGAAGCCAAGCUGAAAGGAGUCAUCUACUUCCAAGCUAUUGAAGAAGUGUAUUAUGAUCACUUAAAGAAUGCACAUAAGAGCCCAAACCCCUCGCUGACCUUCAGUGUAAAGACUCAUGACAGAGUCUACUACAUGGUUGCUCCCUCUCCUGAGGCCAUGAGGAUCUGGAUGGAUGUGAUUGUCACGGGCGCUGAGGGCUAUACGCAGUUCAUGGUGUAGUGAAGGACCGGGACACGCCAACGGGCUACUACUCUUUGUGGCUUUAAGGACUACGUUUUUAUAUUCCUUUUUUUUUUUUACUCUUGGAUUUUUACGUGUCCGGAUGGAUGUUAUUGUCAUCUAUGCUGAAAAAUGAACACCAUUUCUGUUGUGUAGAGACAGCAGCCAUGAGUUUCUCAAGGUAAUUUUGCAACGGUUUAUUCGCCUUAUUUGCAAGAUGGGGAGGGUUUACAGUCGUAUGUUGAGCAUUCAUGUGAAAUUGUAGACAUAUACCAGAUAAUAAUUUGAAAAUUGUUAGGCAAUCGGGUUCAAUCCCAGAGACGUAAUGACGUUCAGGAGAACUGAAAUGUGCUAUGGUGCACCACUGUGCCUUGGAGUGAGUUCAGGCGUACCUCAAGGUUUUGCUAAACUGUAAAGGACAUGCAUGUUAAAAAUACAGUAUAUUUGAUUUGAGCUUUUACGACCAUAGUCUGUAAAAAUAGUCUGAUUACAACCCAUUUUCUUCAGAGACGAGCAGACUGGGACUCAGCAGCUCAUUUCUAGCCAUAGGAAGCUUUUUACAAAGGAUUUUGUUUUAGAUACUAUUGGAAGAAUUGAUGUGGAGAGAACCAGUUUGAGCUCUAUACUAUGCCAUUAUCAACAUGUUAUCAUUAACACCAAGUAGGAAUACAUAACAGUAGUUGUGUUUAGAAAUGCCUAAACAAUUGUAACAUGUCAUGGAAGAACUUGUAGCCAAUUUUUGCGAUGGCUGUAUUCAUUUCUAGACCGUUUCCAAUGUGUUUUAAUCACUUUUUACAGAAUACAUUUUGGCUAGUAAAAUUAGUUGCGCAAAUGUAUUUUGAAUUUUCAACAUUUUUUCAUCUUACUUAAUGUAUCAUUACUGGGGCAUUCUGAGGUCUUAACUGUGUGAAUGGAUGUGCAUGCAUGUAUCAUGUGAUCAUGUGCUAAGAAGGGCCUGUUUUGUGUGCAUACUCUAAUGCACACCUCUAUUUCUGCAAGCUUGUAAUGUAGCUCCAUGGUGCUAUUCUUACACAUCAUGAGUCAUUUAAAAAAAAUAAUAAUAAAAAAAAAGUAUUACUGUG
Messenger RNA from Perca fluviatilis (European perch), 5587 nucleotides. RefSeq names its product pleckstrin homology-like domain, family B, member 2b (gene phldb2b). Gene Ontology annotation, cellular component: basal cortex. Lineage: Eukaryota; Metazoa; Chordata; Actinopteri; Perciformes; Percidae. Gene Ontology annotation, biological process: regulation of microtubule cytoskeleton organization. The record is from RefSeq and is a predicted model, not a curated record. Gene Ontology annotation, molecular function: protein binding.